Choloepus didactylus (southern two-toed sloth) is the source of this 596-nucleotide messenger RNA. Its product is annotated as hypoxanthine-guanine phosphoribosyltransferase-like. Gene Ontology annotation, biological process: guanine salvage; hypoxanthine metabolic process; IMP salvage. Gene Ontology annotation, molecular function: magnesium ion binding; hypoxanthine phosphoribosyltransferase activity. The record is from RefSeq and is a predicted model, not a curated record. The transcript is spliced from 3 exons. NCBI's taxonomy places the organism in Eukaryota, Metazoa, Chordata, Mammalia, Pilosa, Megalonychidae. Bases 59 to 451 code for a protein of 130 amino acids.
UAAAGCAAUAUUUACUCAUUGAAGAAAAUUUGGAAUAUAACGAAGUAUUAAGAACUAAAUGAAAUCUCUGCAACUCAAGAUAACAGCUUUUAUGAUUCUGUUACUUUCUUUUCUCCAUGUGUACAGUAAUAUUUAUAGUGCAUUUUACCACCACAAGUUACCACACCAUCAGUGUUUUUCCAUGUUAUUAAAUAUUUUGUGUGCCAGGGACUGCGGAUACCAAGACAAUCAACAUGUGGUCCUACUCAAUAUUAGUGAUGAUGAACCAGGUUAUGACCUAAAUUUAUUUUGUAUACCUAAUCAUUAUGCUGAAGAUUUGGAAAGGGUAUUUAUUCCUCAUGGACUUAUCAUGGACAGACCAUACCAGGGAGAAGAUCCUUUAAACACACUUAGGCACUUGUUCAGCUUUAUCAGAAUGGGAAUUCUGGGUCAAGAGGAAGACAUUUAUUGAAUAUUUUUGUACUGCCAUAUUAUCCUCCAAGAAGUUGUAUCGUAAGUUUAUGUUCCUAAUGAUAUAUGAGAGUCCCCUUUUGCUCCCAAUCUUUUCUAAUAUAUAAUCAGAGAAAUGUCAUUUAAUCAGAAUCUGCUAAUCUAAU